AUGUCCUGGAUUCCAAAUAUCCGCGUUCAGCGAUUUUUUCAGCAACUGCUUGUCAACUUCAGGCAAAUUGUAUCAAAUGUUCGUCAUUUUGGCGGGGCCCUCUUUCAAUGGCUUUUUUGUGGGCGUUGGAACAACCGAGAGCCUCAGUUGGAACGCGGUCUUAAUCAAGGUAAACUGAAAGGAAACGAACUUUACUGGGCAAAGCGGAAAAGUUGUGUAUCAGUAGGAAGAUGCAAUGUGAAAUGGAACACAUCAAAACACACAUAUAUUGUUGCUACUGAUAGGCAAGAACCAGUCGAACCCCUUUCUUGUGUUGUGUAGAAAGUCCUUUUUUACAAACCACGUCUAUCACAAAUUACAUGAAUAACUGUAACCUAUAAUGUUGUUUAUUUUCAUUAGCUAUUAAUCAUCACAACAAUGAAGCUCAGACAAGGCGUUCAAGUCUGCACCGUGAAGGAGGCAAGAAUAUAAAAGAACCUGUGGAGAAUGACGAGGGUAAGCUGAUAAAAUUUAAACAACUAAGAUAGAUUCCGAUUUAAGAAUACUGACCUUCUACUGAAAUAGAAGCCCCGAAAGAUGGUUCCUCCAGAAACCAUGCAACUUACAAUACAUGGCUAUGUCUUUUGUCUGGACGGAAAUCGAUCUAAUCAUGUUUGGGCCAGUUUGGAGAUCUAUGGAAGGCAAACACCCAAGUGAACGAAAAUAGGCUAGGAUUUCAGCUGAUUUUGAGCCAUUGUAAUGUCAUCACUUACAAAUGUUUUUGUGCAUGUUUCAUAGAGUCGUAAUAGAAAUGAAUUUUAUGUUGCUUCGGUGCAUAAUUCGCAGAAUUUUCUCCCUUUCUGCUAUGGCCUCUUUGCGAACUACCUUCGAAACAGCCUUUCUUCUAACAACUGAUCUUACUCCUUCUACUCUCGCGUUUUGGCGCGGAACUGAACUAUCUUUUGCAUAGGCUCUUCUAAUUUAUCACUGAAUUAUGCUCGAAGUGAAUGCUUGUUGAACCCCUUUCCAUAUUUCGGAUACGUUUUUUAUAAAAAAAACUUUUUCCUUUUUUCUUGAGCAAGAGCACUGUCAUGUGAAUUGUCUUACAUUGGAACGCUGUGUUGCGCUACAAAACGCUUUUGCGAAGAAUCGUAUCGUGUAACAUCACCUUUAGAGUAA
Porites lobata is the source of this 1158-nucleotide messenger RNA. Lineage: Eukaryota; Metazoa; Cnidaria; Anthozoa; Scleractinia; Poritidae. The record is from the annotation of a GenBank genome assembly.